CAUUCUCAAUUUAGUUUGAUGCAUACAACGAAGCAAUAAUGGCAACCGGCCGAAAGAAAAUACUUAUCUUAUUGUUGUCAUUGCUUCCAUCCAUUUGGACUCUAGAAGAAUGCUCCAUAUCCGGCAUUGACUUUGGAAAGACACGAUUCAGAAAUAUACCAAUUGAAGACACGAAACAUGGCAUUAUUGAGAAAUUCACGACAAAACUCGUUAAGGAUGUGAGCCUUGAAGAUGAGACUUAUUUGAAGAUCUCUCAUGACAAUGGAGAAAUGACAAUCAGGACUACCGACGAAUUUGAGCUUUACGAAAAGAAAGAGUUCAACACAUCGAUCAUCACCAAGUUGAACGUUGUUUGUGAUAAUCAAAGAAAGAUUACCCUCGACUUCGUUCAACCAAUUAUGUUUACAAAUAACAAUAAUCCGACAUUUAACGAGACGGAGUAUACAUUUGUAUUAUACAACACGGUUAAAGAUGGUGUAAAUUUGGGAAAAAUUGCGGAUAUUGCAGCAUACGAUUAUGACAUUGAUAUGACAUAUUUCUACUUUUCAACAGACGACGAUGAUUUUCGGAUUUCCUCAGGUGAAACGCACGAUAAAGCGGUCAUUGCUAACUUAUACGCCGAAAGGGAUCUUAUCCCACCAUAUAAGAAGACGUUUACAGUCAAAGUUCAUGAUAGUUUAUUAGGAGGUUCAAACACAGGUCUUGCAAAAGUCAACGUUGAAUUGAAAUUGCCAAACGAAAAAAUCGAGUUUACUAAAGAUAAUUAUGAAGGAAGUAUCGUAAAUAAUGUAAUCACAAUGAAAGAUCCGAUUACGUUGAAAAAUGGAAUUGACGACCAUUUACACAUCGUAGUAAUCUCAGAUUACAAAGAUUUUUUCUGGACUGACAUAAACUACAUGAAAGGAGAAAUUCAAUUGAAAACAGAUGGUUUACCUUUGAUGAGAUCUUUGAAGACCAUAGAUUUGACACUUCGCGUCUCUGAGAAUGGAAUGAACGCAACAACUAAGAUCAGUUUGAGGAGUGACAAGGACGUAGAAGAGAUUUGCAGACUUGGAUCUAUCGACUUGAAAUACGACACAAAAUAUAGGAACAAAAAGAUAAUUGACGAUACAUACGUCGGCUCUGUAGAAGUUUUUGAAGACACCCAAAACAUAGAGGACGUGAAAUGCUUCAAAACUAAAUAUUUGAGAUGCAAAUUCAAUAAAAAGGAUGAGACUUUGAGUAUUUACACCACCGAUGAAUUCGCUAAUUACGAGGAAACAGAAAAGGAGGAUAGGCUAGUUAUGACAAUGACUGUCACCUGCCGGGAUUAUACUAAAGAGAUUGAAUAUAUACAGGACAUAAAAGACAUCAACAACCAUAUGCCGGAAUUUAAGUUCAGGGAGUACAAUUACGUGUUCUACAAUCAGAUCCCGAAGAGGUUCAAAUUGGAUCAAAUGAUAGAGAUCGAGGCAGUAGAUCUCGACUUGGAUUCAUAUGGUAUGACCAUGGAAAUAGAGGAAAACGAUGCAUUUUCAUUGAGUAGUAAAUAUACCACGAAAGAGAAGACUAUUGCGGGAUAUUUGCAGGCAAAACGUGACAUUAACUGCACAUCAGAUAUUGAACUUGAACUUACGGUUAAAGAUAAAGAUCAAAAAAGCAGUACAGCUCUUCUGAAAGUGCACGUACUUCAAAAUAAGGACGAAGAAUUCGAGUUCACGAAGAACAAGUAUGAAGUGUACAUCGAGAACGGCACUAUUCACUACAUAGACGACAACAAGAUCCAGUUGGUCAAUGGAUUCGAUACUGAUAUUGUCUUUAAUAUUACAAAUCCUUAUCACUCUAAAUAUCUUCACUUGAUGCCCAAUUUUUUGAAAAACCAUCUGGAAUUGGAAAUCGUCGGGGAUUUGAAGGAACUGAAAGAGAGGUCUAUCAUUCUGACUGUAUUGGCAGAGUGGCGCGGAUUCUACGCCAUGAGCUUCGUAACGGUGUAUUUGAACGGAAAGCCAGCGCACAGUGACGGCAUCCAAUCUAACCUGAAUGGCUUCAUGAGAUGGACUAUGACUUCCACCAUAGCCCAAACCAUGAUUUGCUUGGUGACGCUAAUUGCAUUAGUUUCAAUGAUCAUUACACUUAACCGCUUCUUCAAGAAGAGAGAGAAUGCACCAAGCAAGCACGUUAUCGAUUGCAAGGUGUAAUCAAAUAUAAAAUAUAAUUAUUUUAAAAUGUAUCAUGAUAUUUGUUAAUAAUAGAUGUAUAAUAGAUGAUAUAUAAGUUGCAUUGA
Nicrophorus vespilloides is the source of this 2263-nucleotide messenger RNA. RefSeq lists its product as uncharacterized. The record is from RefSeq and is a predicted model, not a curated record. The coding region runs from base 39 to 2177 and encodes 712 amino acids. The transcript is spliced from 10 exons. Lineage: Eukaryota; Metazoa; Arthropoda; Insecta; Coleoptera; Silphidae. Gene Ontology annotation, molecular function: calcium ion binding; cadherin binding. Gene Ontology annotation, cellular component: membrane; catenin complex.